AGUCUAGUCGGGUGGGAGUGGCUACUAUUUUGAUAACGGGUGAAACAAAAACAACUGGAUCGCCAACCCGUAGCUUCGUCCAGCAACUAGGCAUUUGUAUUAACAUUUAUUUGAUCAAUUCUGACUUUUACAGGUUAAUAUAAAUGUAGUUUAUAGCCCACCCUGAAAAUGUGAGUCACAUCCUCUCUGUUUUUCAGGCACUGGGUACCAAAACAAUCAACAUGUGCUUUUGAUGUAUCAUAAUAAAUCUGCGGUAGUCAGAUCGUCAAAUCAAAUGGGAUUUUGCGUUCACUUGUCAGUAAACUUGUGGACGGUUUAGUUCUAUCCAACAAAUACGUGAUAAACCCGAAUCAGAACUUGUAUUGUGACGCAAUAAGAAGCUUUUAUUCUGCGUUCUGGUUUCAUGUCCUUGCUCUUAUUUUUGACAUUAUCUGCCCAGAUUUUGAUAUUUGCCUCUACGAUCAACAUCCUACGAAUUGUUCCAGCCUUGGAUUUUCCGACGUGUAGGCUUCAUCUGCUCAUGCUCCAGCAGAACCAGCCAGCCCAAUUACCAACAUGGCUGUAAAUGUUUCUUACGUAUACAUUUUUAUUUUAUGUAUUCAUAAUUUCAUAUCCAAAGCCGCAGUCGAAGGGAGAUUCUCCGACUUCAAAAGCUGUGCAGACGAGGAAUGCAGUAUGCUCUUGUGCCGGGGGAAAGCUUUUAGCGAUUUCACCGGACCAGACUGUCGGUUUCUGCCAUUUAAAAAAGGAGAGACUAUAUAUGUCUACUAUAAACUCUCAAGCCAAAGGACAAAUAUAUGGGCAGGGAGUGUUGGUAACCGCUUUGGUUACUUCAAUAAGGACCAACUCGUAAUGAAUCACAUAUACACUGAAAAAGAAUUGGAGAUUCCUGCUGAGGAAACCGACUUUGUUUGCUUUGACACUGGACACGAUAAGUUUGACAGUUAUGACAUUGAUUCACUGUUAGGUUCCUCUUUAUUGUUAACAGACGAGGAGGAAUCUUUGCAAGUAACCACAGAGACUUUUUACCUAAACAAAAGUGCUGAGAGCACCACGGUGGAAGUGGAUGAGCCUCCACCUGAAGUGACAUUGUUAGAAAAUGAUGAGAUUGAUAGGGAUGUUCCUGAGGACAUUGAUAAGGUUGUAGAGGUUCUAGAUAAUGAUGAUCUGAGACAUUUUGAGGCUUUAGAGUCCUCUCUGCCUCAGCCUGAAACUCUUGACACAAAGGGAGUGGAAUAUAACACUGUACUUGAGACCACAGCUGAGAGGAUCAAAGAUUACCUUCAGAAAGAUCAGCAGAGGACAGAGGACUCUGUGCCGUACAGUGUUGUUGAACCAGAGGAAGGUGAGAUCAAAGAAACCCCCUCAGAACCUCUAUCCAAAGAUGAUCCUGAGUUAGAAAAUGCACCUGAUGGUUUUUCAGAAGGCAGACCUAUUCCGGAGUUAAAAACCACACUUGGAAUAACUUUUGAUGCUGUCACUUCCAAUGAUGAGGAACUGAGUGGUGGGGAAAGAAUAGCUCAUGUUGCCAGUUCAGAGGAAGAUGAGGAGGAUGACGAAGGUGAGACUACACCAGAGCAGCCUCCCAAAAUUGAAGAACCCAAGGAGUCAUUUGGCUGUUCUACUUCCUCUGAGCUAAUCUUUGAGCAACCUGCGGACUCUAAUUUCAGUGAGGAUGCUGUCAAAGUACCUGAUGAGGAUUCUCAGAUGUUGCAGUUUGAGGAUGAAUCUGAAGAAGCUGACAUUGAACCUUCAACACCUCCUGCUGAUGAGGCAGGACACACUGAGGCUUUAGCAGAGAAUCUUACAGUAGAUGACAGCCCAGUCCCUAAACAGCUCUCACAGACAGACAUGCUCUCAGACUUUGAUAGUAAAAUUAACUGA
Molecule: messenger RNA, 1884 nt
Organism: Oncorhynchus mykiss (rainbow trout)
Lineage: Eukaryota; Metazoa; Chordata; Actinopteri; Salmoniformes; Salmonidae
Source: RefSeq, a predicted model, not a curated record